This is a messenger RNA of Perognathus longimembris pacificus (Pacific pocket mouse), 2693 nucleotides long. RefSeq names its product kinesin family binding protein (gene Kifbp). NCBI's taxonomy places the organism in Eukaryota, Metazoa, Chordata, Mammalia, Rodentia, Heteromyidae. The coding region runs from base 51 to 1916 and encodes 621 amino acids. Gene Ontology annotation, molecular function: protein binding. The transcript has 7 exons. The record is from RefSeq and is a predicted model, not a curated record.
CGGGAGUCCCGACGGCAAGCUUCGAGACAGCCCAGUUUGUGGAGGCCGCUAUGGCUACCGCUCCGUGGGCCGAGAUCCGCGAGAAAUUCCAGGCGGCCCUGGCCCUGUCGCGGGUGGAAUUACAUAAAAACCCGGAGAAGGAGCCGUACAAGUCCAAAUACAGCGCCCGGGCGCUGCUGGAGGAGGUCAAGGCGCUGCUCGGCCCCGCGCCGGAGGAUGAGGACGAGCGGCCUCUGGCCGACGAGGGCUUGGGCGCGGGGGACCACGCCCUGGGGCCGCCUACCGAGGCCGUGGAGCCCGAGGGGCCCGCUGCGCAGCGGGCAGUGCGGCUGGCGGUUCUCGAGUUCCACCUCGGGGUGAACCAUAUCGACACGGAGGAGCUGUCGGCCGGGGAGGAGCACCUGGUGAAGAGCUUGAGGCUGCUGAGCCGGUACCGGCUCUCGCAUCGCUGCGUCUCGCUCUACGUGCAGGCGCAGAAUAACCUGGGCAUCUUAUGGUCUGAAAGGGAAGAAAUUGAAACUGCACGGGCUUACCUAGAAUCAUCAGAAGCUCUGUAUAAUCAAUACAUGAAAGAGAUUGGGAGACCUCCUCUUGAUCCUACAGAACACUUUCUUCCUGAAGAAGAGAAGCUAACUGAACAGGAGAGAUCAAAAAGAUUUGAGAAGGUUUAUACUCAUAACCUGUAUUACCUGGCUCAAGUCUACCAGCAUAUGGAAAUGUUUGAGAAGGCCGCUCACUAUUGCCACAGCACACUGAAACGCCAGCUUGAGCACAAUGCUUAUCAUCCUAUGGAGUGGGCUAUUAAUGCUGCUACCUUGUCCCAGUUUUACAUCAAUAAGCUAUGCUUUAUGGAAGCCAGACACUGUUUGUCAGCUGCUAAUGUUAUUUUUGGUCAAAUUGGGAAAAUUCCAGCCACAGAAGACACUCCUGAAGCAGAAGGAGAUAUGCCAGAGCUUUAUCAUCAGAGGAAAGGGGAGAUAGCAAGAUGCUGGAUCAAGUACUGUCUGACACUCAUGCAGAAUGCCCAGCUUUCCAUGCAGGACAACAUAGGCGAGCUUGAUUUUGACAAACAGUCUGAACUUCGAGCUUUAAGGAAAAAAGAACUAGAUGAGGAGGAGAGCAUCAGGAAGAAAGCUGUGCAGUUUGGAACAGGGGAGCUAUGCGAUGCCAUUUCCGCAGUGGAGGAGAAAGUGAGGUAUUUGAGACCUUUAGACUUUGAAGAAGCCAGAGAACUCUUCUUACUGGGUCAACACUAUGUCUCUGAGGCAAAAGAGUUCUUCCAAAUCGAUGGGUAUGUCACUGACCAUAUUGAAGUUGUCCAAGACCACAGCGCUCUGUUCAAGGUCCUGGCCUUCUUUGAAACUGACAUGGAGAGGAGGUGCAAGAUGCAUAAACGCAGAAUAGCUAUGCUAGAGCCCCUCACGGUGGACCUGAAUCCACAGUAUUACCUAUUGAUCAAUAGGCAGAUUCAGUUUGAAAUUGCACACGCUUAUUAUGAUAUGAUGGAUUUGAAGGUUGCCAUUGCUGACAAGUUAAGGGAUCCUGAUUCACACAUUGUAAAAAAAAUCAAUAACCUUAAUAAGUCAGCCCUGAAGUACUACCAGCUCUUCUUAGACUCCCUGAGGGACCCAAAUAAAGUAUUUCCUGAGCAUCUAGGGGAGGAUGUUCUUCGCCCCGCCAUGCUUGCUAAGUUUCGCGUUGCUCGUCUCUAUGGCAAAAUCAUCACUGCUGAUCCCAAGAAAGAGCUAGAGAAUUUGGCAACCUCAUUGGAACAUUACAAAUUUAUUGUCGAUUACUGUGAAAAGCACCCUGAGGCUGCCCAGGAAAUUGAAGUUGAGCUAGAACUUAGUAAAGAGAUGGUUAGUCUUCUCCCGACAAAAAUGGAGAGAUUCAGAACCAAGAUGGCUCUGACUUAAAUGUUUUUUUAAAAACAAGAAAUGUGCACUACUGGUGAUUUUUUCCCCCCAGUAUUCAGGCAGACCCAUUUCCAUUGUGAUGCUUCCCUACAGAGCAGAUGAGUGCCGUGUAAGGGGGGUACAGCCAGACCACCUCGGCAACAGAAAGUUAAUAAUUUAUACCUAAUUAUGUAAAUUGUCUUGUUCAAGUGACAUGUGAUUUGCACUCUAGAUUGCUUGUUUCCUAUCUAAAUAGAAGCAUUCCCUGUGCUAGGCAUGGUAUUACAUGCCUGUAAUCUCAGAUCUUGGAAGGCAGAGGCAGGGAGAUCUGGAGUUUGAGACCAGCCUGGCUAUACAGUGAGUUCAAAGCCAACCUGAGCUACAUAUUGAGAUCUUGUCUCAAACAGAAAAGAAAACAUAAACAAUAACAUGUAUGUUAUAUAUGUAUUGUUAUAUACAUACAUAUAUACUAUAAUGCAUAUGUAGGUAUAGAUGAACAUUUUUUGCCUCCAUUUCUAAACAUGGAUUCUUUGGUGGCUGAUGCUUGCUAGAUUCCUCACAAGGAAAAAUACUGGGUGAUGUACCUGGUAGACAAGUCUGUUACUGUACUAACUUUGAAAUAGUAACUUUCUGUAGUUUUGCUUUCUAAAAUAUUUACUAAGUUCCAAAGAAAUCUUUCCCUUUUCAAAAUACUAUAAACUUAAGUUAUAUUGUUGUAAAGUGUUGUAAAAUGGUUUAUAUUAACUAUAGGGUAAAAGCCUUGGAAAUAUAAUAAACACUUAUUUCAACUAAGAAAAA